Messenger RNA from Toxotes jaculatrix (banded archerfish), 1864 nucleotides. RefSeq names its product acyl-CoA dehydrogenase family, member 8 (gene acad8). The coding region runs from base 16 to 1275 and encodes 419 amino acids. Gene Ontology annotation, biological process: lipid metabolic process. The transcript is spliced from 11 exons. The record is from RefSeq and is a predicted model, not a curated record. NCBI's taxonomy places the organism in Eukaryota, Metazoa, Chordata, Actinopteri, Toxotidae. Gene Ontology annotation, molecular function: flavin adenine dinucleotide binding; acyl-CoA dehydrogenase activity.
ACUGUGGAGGUAAACAUGGCGGCGGUCGGACCUCUAGCAAGAGUCGCCCGACUGGGCUCCAGCAUCUGUAGGAACCAGCGUUUAUUAUUGAACAGAAGCGCGCAGAGACGAGGAAUAGCUUCGUGUAUCGACCCUGCUCAUGGACUCACAGAUGAACAGAAGGAGUUCCAGAAGGUGGCCUUUGACUUUGCAGCCAAUGAAAUGGCUCCACACAUGGCAGAGUGGGACCAAAAGGAAAUCUUUCCAGUGGAGACAAUGCGGAAAGCAGCUCAGCUGGGGUUUGGGGGGAUCUACGUUCAGCCAGAUGUUGGAGGAUCAGGUCUUUCUCGGUUGGACACAUCAGUCAUCUUCGAGGCCUUAUCCACAGGAUGUACCAGCACCACGGCCUACAUCAGCAUCCACAACAUGUGUGCCUGGAUGAUCGACACUUUUGGCAAUAAUGAGCAAAGGGAGAAGUUCUGUCCUGAUCUCUGUUCGAUGGAAAAGUUUGCUUCUUACUGUCUCACUGAACCAGGCAGUGGCAGUGAUGCUGCUUCACUUCUGACCUCUGCACAGCGGAAAGGUGAUCACUACAUCUUGAAUGGCUCUAAGGCCUUCAUCAGUGGAGGAGGAGACACAGACGUCUAUGUUGUGAUGUGCAGAACAGGAGGUAAAGGCCCUAAAGGCAUUUCGUGUUUGGUGGUGGAGAAGGGAACCCCAGGCCUCAGUUUUGGCAAAAAAGAAAAGAAGGUGGGCUGGAACUCUCAGCCGACCAGGGCGGUGAUAUUUGAAGAUUGUGCGGUUCCAGUGACCAACCGGCUUGGUGAGGAAGGACAGGGCUUCAGCAUCGCCAUGAAAGGACUGAAUGGAGGCAGGAUUAAUAUUGCUUCCUGUUCUCUCGGGGCGGCACAUGCCUGUGUACAGCUGGCGAGGGAUCACCUGUUGGUUCGCAAACAGUUUGGAGAGACACUUUCAAACAACCAAUUCCUUCAGUUCAAACUGGCAGAAAUGGCCACCAAGUUGGUUGCGUCUCGCCUACUUGUCCGUGAAGCUGCUACAGCACUGCAGGAGAACCGGCCCGAUGCCGUCUCUCUCUGCUCCAUGGCCAAACUCUUUGCAACAGAUGAGUGUUUUAAUAUCUGCAACCAGGCUCUUCAGAUGCACGGUGGGUACGGUUACCUCAAAGACUACGCAGUGCAGCAGUUUGUCCGUGACAUCAGAGUACAUCAGAUCCUAGAGGGAACAAACGAGGUGAUGAGGAUGAUCAUUUCCCGAAAUCUACUGACAGAGUCGUGAUAAAACUCCUUCCCUGAAUCAUUAAGUGACUUCGGUAGUGACCAUAUUAUUAUGGUCUUCAUCUUUGGUUUGUUACUGUGUGACUGGUUUCCUAAUUUGUCCUGUGCAUUGUAGUUUUUUUUUUGAGAGGUGGCAAAAGUCAUUGGUGAAUUUGGGGUAAACCAAUCAGUAAAACAUGGGUUGUUCCCUGUUAAGCUGCUAGUGUGAAUGUAGAAGUUUAGGGUUGUUAUUCUAUAAAAAGCUGCUCUGCACAGCAUUCUCACUCAAUUUGGGGAAAAUUUCAGUUGUUGAAAACAAGUUAACAUCAACUGAAGUGCUAAUAAAACUGUAUGGUUGUUUUACAUCAGACAUGCACUGAAUAUCACAUGCAGUCUCAGUGUCUCUCUCCCCAAAGUGGCUCUUAAGAUCUUAUUUAUGUUAAUGGUUACUCCACUGUUACUGUAUUUUACCCCACUGUGUGUUCUAUGUACAAUGGCUGCAGAAAAACAAACACACAGUACUACCACAUGUAGUUUUGUAUGGGUUGUGCAUUAAAAUUUCACUUUGCAAUUUGCAGAUCACACUCCAAAUAAAAUGAUCUCAACUGUCA